This is a messenger RNA of Aspergillus brunneoviolaceus CBS 621.78, 800 nucleotides long. RefSeq names its product GNAT family N-acetyltransferase. The coding region runs from base 53 to 739 and encodes 228 amino acids. NCBI's taxonomy places the organism in Eukaryota, Fungi, Ascomycota, Eurotiomycetes, Eurotiales, Aspergillaceae. The transcript is spliced from 2 exons. The record is from RefSeq and is a predicted model, not a curated record. Gene Ontology annotation, molecular function: acyltransferase activity, transferring groups other than amino-acyl groups.
CCCCCCCCCCCGAUCCCCAAACCACCAAGCCACCAAAGCACCAGCACCAACAAUGCCAAUCCCAACCCCACCCCUCCAACUCCACCCCGUCACCGACCCCGACCUCCCAUCCCUAACCCACCUCUUCUACGCCGGCUUCACCACCCCCACCGACCGCCAGAUGUUCCCCGACACGCCGGGCCUGCGCGCCUGGUGGGCCGCCGCCAACCGCCAGGAUCUGGAGCAGAAGGCCGGGGUCCGGUACCUGAAGGUGGUGGAUCCGGGGCUCGGCCCUGCGGGUGCCGCUGCCGCUGCCGCACCGGACGCCGACGGUCAUGCUGCAGAAAACGACACCAGUAUAAUCGCCUACGGGAAGUGGGAUCUCGAUCCGGGCCACCGCGGCGCCCGGUUCCCGGAGUGGCAUGCGGACUCGGAUGCGGCGUUGUGUGAGCGGUUCUUUGGCGGGUGUGAGCGGGUGAGGAGGGAGGUUAUGGCGCCGAGGAGCGGGGGGUAUUAUUACCUCGAUAUGUUGGUGACGCACCCGCAGCACCGGAGACGCGGAGCGGCGACCAUGUUGGUCCGGUGGGGGUGUGAGCUGGCGGACCGCACGGGAAUGCCCGUGUAUAUCGAUUCGACGCGCGCCGGGGUGCCCGUGUAUGAGCGGUUGGGAUUUGUGGUGGUGCGCGAGGAUGCGGAGGCGGGGUUGUUUAGUAUGGUGAGGGAGCCGGGAGGGGCUCCUUCCGGUGUUCAUGAAGGAUGAAGGAUGGAAGAUGGAUGUCUGGUUGUGGGAGUUGGGCGUUCAGGUUCGGUUCUCUUCUGGU